AUGUUAGAAAAUCUUCAUGAACCAAAUUUACUUCGUGUACGUAUUAAUGAUGAAAUUCUUCGUUGGGUAGAUGAUGGUGCUUCAGAACUUGUUAAUUUUCCAGUAUUAAGUAUGGAUCAAAUUCGAACAAUAACAGUUGGGGUGUUUCAGUUAAAACAAGCUCGCAGUUAUUGUGAAGAACACUGUUCAACUACUCAUUUAGAUAAUCGUGCUGAUUUUCCUUUACAAAUAUGUGCUAACGAUCCUCAACUUAUUCGGAUACGUUUUAAAUCUCGUCAUAGCAACACAAAAACCUAUCAUGCUUACAUUUCAUUUUCUACACAAGAUAUUCUAAAUAGUUGUUGCGACUGUCCAAGUGGCGAUAGAAAGCAGCAACAACAAUCAACACCUAUUACAUUAACGCCUUCAAAUCGAUCACAUGCAUCAUUAAUAGAAGUUGCCGCUGUUUCACCAACUAAUACACAAACAACAACUCAAGUCGAUUCUUCAGCAUUACCAAAUCAAGCUGCACAUAAUGGUGGUAAACGUCGUUUAAUAUCACAAUCACAACAAUAUCGUUCCAUAAAAAGAAGUCGUAUAUAA
This is a messenger RNA of Rotaria sordida, 582 nucleotides long. Lineage: Eukaryota; Metazoa; Rotifera; Eurotatoria; Philodinida; Philodinidae. The record is from the annotation of a GenBank genome assembly.